AUGCUGGACAGCAUGCCUGAGGUGGCCUGGAGCUUCAAUGUUCUGUCCAGCACAGGAGUGUUUGAUGACUCCAUUACUGUGCACAUCCGAACAACAGCCAAGAGGGGCACCUCAGACCCCAUGACGGGCCCCUUUCGGCCAGUCCCACAUGUGACAGAGCUGCCAUCCAGCGCAAAAGGCUGCCCAAAUGGACAAUUCAGCGGCUCAGAGGUGUCAUUUGCAGUCACUGCAGACGCAUGUCACUGGCUCGAUCUGCUGAAUGCUGUGCAAGCCGCUGUUGAGACAAGCCUCAUGGUGGCGCCCCCUGCUAGUCUGGAGCAGAGGAUCCAGGGCUUUGAUGAGCAUGUCCAGGGCAUGGGGUUGGAGCCAUUGCCCAAGAAGAUCCAAUUUGCCCUGGAGCCUCCGCUGGACACCAUGACACCUUCAGAGCGGCUGACGGAGGGCCUGCGCGCCUACUUCCUGGAGGCUCCUAUGCCUGAGCCAGCAGAACUACUGCCAAGCAGCCAGGAGCCGGAUACAUCUCAGCAGACAGCCGUGUUUGUCAGCUCUGACCAGGCUGGCGCAGCACCAAGGCCAAGAUCAGGCGUCAAGCUCUUGCUGUUUGAGAACUACGGGUUGCUGCAACGCCCCCAAGAUGGCAUUCUGAAGGCACUGGAGAGAGUGGAUUGGGUCCAAUACAAUAUGCCCCUGGAGGGCAUUGUGAAGCAUGCAGAUGGGAGCGCUACCCUCAAAUUCGCGCAGACUGUGGAUCAGAGCAGCACAGACAUCCGGCUAAUAGUGUUCCAUCUGGUGUCAUCAGAGUUGAGCUUCAAGAAGCCAAAGAAGGGGCUCAUGCCCCCAGGUCUCUGGCUCCAGCUAGAGGCAUGCCUUGAGCAGAUCGCGCUGGAUGUCAUGGCUGCUGCAGCCAACAGCUCUCAAGCAGCGGUGUCCCAGGGAGCAGAUGCAGAGGUCGAGGCAUGA
Molecule: messenger RNA, 960 nt
Organism: Coccomyxa subellipsoidea C-169
Lineage: Eukaryota; Viridiplantae; Chlorophyta; Trebouxiophyceae; Coccomyxaceae
Exons: 8
Coding region: 1-960 (319 amino acids)
Source: RefSeq, a predicted model, not a curated record